Messenger RNA from Fomitiporia mediterranea MF3/22, 3618 nucleotides. Its product is annotated as coatomer protein. Bases 9 to 2867 code for a protein of 952 amino acids. Gene Ontology annotation, biological process: endoplasmic reticulum to Golgi vesicle-mediated transport; intracellular protein transport; intra-Golgi vesicle-mediated transport. The transcript has 20 exons. The record is from RefSeq and is a predicted model, not a curated record. Gene Ontology annotation, molecular function: structural molecule activity. NCBI's taxonomy places the organism in Eukaryota, Fungi, Basidiomycota, Agaricomycetes, Hymenochaetales, Hymenochaetaceae. Gene Ontology annotation, cellular component: COPI vesicle coat; cytoplasm.
AGCAAAUCAUGGCUUCACCGGACGCAAUAUGCCACACAAUUGUCUUUGAAGACAGCUCGGAGACUCCGACGACGCAGGAACUGCGUUCUGCCCUCCAGAAGGGCUCAGACGAAGUCAAAAUCGACACGCUACGCAAGAUCAUUGUGUCAACAGUUAAUGGGAACUCACAGCCCCAAUUGUUAAUGUCUAUAAUUCAAUAUGUGAUGCCAUCCAAGAAUAAGCAACUGAAGAAGUUGCUUCACUUCUAUUGGGAAGUUUGCCCAAAGUACGAUGAGAAUGGCAAGCUGAAGCAAGAGAUGAUCCUUGUCUGCAAUGCUAUUCGAAACGACUUACAACAUCCGAACGAGUAUAUUCGCGGUGCAACAUUACGCUUCCUCCAAAAAAUUGCCAAAGAUGCAGAGCUUUUGGAACCACUCAUACCCUCUUGUCGAUCAUGCCUUGAACACAGGCACUCCUACGUGCGCAAAAACGCCGUAUUCGCUGUCUAUUCGAUCUAUCGCGCUUUCGAACAUCUUAUUCCUGACGCACCAGAACUUAUUCAAACUUUCCUUGCUGCAGAGAGCGAUGCAAGUUGCAAACGCAAUGCCUUCGUCUUCCUUGCAAAUUGUGCUAUGCCUCGUGCCGUUGAAUAUGUGUUAAGCGUGUAUGAUCAGAUUCCCGGGUUCGACGAGCAGCUCCAGUUGAGUAUCAUUGAGGUCAUCCGACUGGAUUGCAAGAGCGAUUCGGCACAUCGGCCGAGAUAUAUUCGGUUAAUUUUCGAGCUACUGUCCGCGUCAUCGCAUUCGGUCAAAUAUGAGGCGGCCACGACACUCACUAGCUUAACACAGAACCCGGCGGCUGUGAAAGCUGCUGCUUCAUGUUUCAUUGACUUGGCUGUAAAGGAGUCGGACAACAAUGUAAAAUUGAUCGUUCUCGACCGACUAGAGGUCCUCCGUCAAAAGCACGAACAUGUUAUCGACUCCCUUGUGAUGGACAUUCUUCGUGUCCUUUCAAGUCCUGACCUGGAAGUACGACGAAAGGCCAUCAGUAUAAGCCUGGCCAUGGUUACAAGCAGGAAUGUCGAGGAAGUUGUACUUUUCCUCAAGAAGCAGCUCCAACGUACGAUGACCGAGGAUUAUGAGAAGAUUGCAGAAUACCGUCAGCUUCUUAUUCAAUCCAUCCAUGUCUGUGCUGUCAAAUUCUCGGAGGUCGCAGCGAGCGUCAUACACGCCCUCAUGGAAUUUCUGGGCGAGUCGAACAAUCCAGCCGCAGUGGAUGUUGUCGCCUUCGUUCGUGAGGUAGUCGAAAAGUUCCCCGACCUCCGUCCCACAAUCACGGAGAAACUCAUACAGACAUUGCCUGAAAUCAAAUCCGGCAAAGUCUUCCGUGGAGCGCUCUGGAUUGUCGGCGAAUACUGCGCAGACCCAUCUGCAAUUCAAUCGGUCUUCCAAGCUCUGCGCGUCGUUCUCGGAGAAAUUCCGAUUCUUGCUUCAGAACAACGGCUACUCGACGAGGCGGGAGGUGAUGAGGAGGACGAGAAGACCGGAGAAACGAAAACUGGGACGACGAAGCCGCGAGUUUUGGCGGAUGGGACGUAUGCAACCGAGUCUGCGUAUACGAGUACGUCGUCUGCGAGGUUGGAGGCUAUUAAAGCUGCUGCGAAGCCUCCUUUGCGGACACUCAUUCUCCAAGGCGAUUUCUACACUGGCGCCGUACUCGCUUCAACAUUAACUAAACUUGUAUUACGAUUCUCUGAGAUUUCGUCAGAUGCUGGAGCAUCAAAUGCACUCCGUGCUGAGGCUAUGCUGAUAAUGACCUCAGUCAUCCGAGUCGGGCAAUCUAAAUUCGUAACGAUCCCAAUAGAUGAGGAUUCACAAGAACGUAUUAUGAACUGCCUUCAAACACUGAGCGAGUUGAAGAUCAAGGAUGCUGCCGAAGAAGUGUUCCUCAAGGAUACAAAGGCUGCGUAUAGCAAGAUGAUCAACGCUCAGGAGAAAAAGGCAUUGGAGAAGAAAGAAAAGGAAGCGAAGACGAACGUUGUACAAGUGGAUGACUUGCUCACGUUUAGACAAUUCUCAAAGAAGACGGCGGAUGAUGUCCUUGACUACGAUGAAGACGUCGGACGCGCCACUGGAGCAACAGAAGUCCAGGAAGACUUCAUCUCGAGCUUGAGCAGGAUCUCACAAUUGACUGGCUUCUCCGACGCCAUAUAUGCAGAAGCGUAUGUCAAGGUCGCUGGAUUCGACAUCUUGCUGGAUGUGCUGCUGGUCAACCAGACCUCGGGCGUAUUACAAAACCUUGUUUUGGAUUUUGCGACGCUUGGUGACCUCAAACUGGUCGAACGUCCGACUGUACAUACCCUUGCUCCACAUAGUUUCCUCAGCAUCAAGGCAACCAUUAAAGUUUCAUCAACGGAGACAGGCGUGAUUUUCGGCAACAUCCUCUGGGAGGGAGGAGGCCUUGAGGAAGCAUGCGUCGUAUUGAACGAUAUCCAUAUCGAUAUUAUGGACUACAUUAAGCCUGCGUACUGUAACGAAGCGCAAUUCCGUAGUAUGUGGACUGAGUUUGAAUGGGAGAACCGCGUGAAUGUCACGACCUCCAUAACUGAUCUGCGGGGAUACCUUCGACACAUAAUGAAAUCAACGAAUAUGGCAUGUCUUACGCCAGAGGGAGCAAUGUCAGGUGACUGUGCUUUCCUCUCAGCCAACCUAUAUGCACGCAGUCUCUUCGGUGAAGACGCACUCGCAAACCUCAGUAUCGAGAAGACGGAUACGGGCGCGAUUACGGGACAUGUUAGGAUCCGAAGUAAAACGCAGGGCAUUGCAUUGUCGUUGGGUGAUCGAAUUACGUUGGCACAAAAAGAGAACAAGGCGCCUGUACCUCUGUAGACUUCUCGUAUUCGAUGAUGUCUUUUUAGACCCAUUUCCUUGUCCUGGUGGCUCUCCCUUUAUCUUGUUCCCAUACCUAGAAUUACCUUCACUUUCUACAAUCCGAACUGAUGUGUUGUGUGAUUGAAAGUAUAUAGUUGAUACAUUGGGCAUACUAAUGAUCGACAAGUGGAUGCUCGUCUGUUUGACUGAUUUGAAUAUCCAGUCCUGCAAGUGCUUGGUCUUUGCUUGUUUCCGCAAGAAGCUUUUGUUUGAGUAUUGGAAGGUAUCCACGUUCGGUGUUCGUGUGUCCACAAAGGAUGACGUAGCGGUUCAUUGCCCUGGCCGCUAGGACGUCGUGAUGCUGCAUUUCUCCAGUGAAGUAUAGGUCGGCAUCGACACCACCAAGCAUGGAGCCUCCCGAACCGGCACAAAUGGCGACUGUUUUGAUUUUCCGCUCCUUCUCAUACGGAGUACAUACUUGUACCUGUCCGUUCAUACCCAAGUAAAGCUUGAUGCGCUUCACAGCAUCCAAGAUCGACAACCCAGGUCCAGGAAGAGUAAGUAAUCGUCCCGUUCCACCGCGUUCGUCAUUCUUAUCCUCUAAGCACUUCACGUCGGGUUCCACAUUACUAUCCACAAACGCACGUGCAAGCCAGUCGUUGAUUCCUCCAUGCACAGAAUCCAGUGCAGAGUGCGGGGAAUACACACUGAUUCCUGCUUGUGCUAGCUGGAGAAGGGACCGUUGCAGUGGAUUUGUAAGCGUUAGAGC